UGGAUCCAGACGACAGGACAGCCCAGGCUGGGGAUUUGUACGAUUUCGUUCAUUGAAGUAGGAGCAGUGAGGAAAGUUAGCAGGAUCUUAGCAAGUGUAGCCAAACCACUGCCAACUUUUAUUUGGUCAAAUCAGGAGUACCCAGUGCAAUUCUGGUGGCUGAAUGGUAAGAUGUAAAGGACAACCAAGUUGAUGUUGAACUACGAGGAGAUGCCAAAGAGAGCUGGGAUUUUUCACUCUGAAGAUUGGAAAAUGUGGUGGAAACAUCAUGCAAGUAUUCACGAUUGAAUCCUGAUCAUUUGUAUUAGAUUGCUGCAGACUGUAGAACUAGGGGAGGCCCACUUUGGAAUAGACAUUGAAGAAUUUUGAUUUAAUCACACGGCGUAUGCAUUGCUGGAGGAGGACUAGGGAGUUACCUCGAGAAGGCCGUUUGUCUGAUGUGAUACUGUAAUGCCUUCAGCGCCCAUUCGCGACGCUGGCUGACAGGGAGGUUGGAGAGAGUGAGGGUUCUGCUUGGAAGGGUGAGCUCGCUCAUCUCUGCUGUCCACCGCAUCGCCUCAGUCCUGGCUGGGCGCCGCGGUAGGUAGCAGUGGUAGUCUCUCUUCUCCCCAUAUCCUGCAUCCCAAUGCCGGCCUCUUCGAGUAAAAGCGUUCCCCAGCAGCAACAGCGAACGGGCUGUUCAGCCAUGGCCGCCGGCGACUAUUCCAUCAAUCUGACGGUGCAGCAAGUCUUGAGCCUGUGGGCACACGGCACCCUGCGGCAUUUCACAGAAAUGUGGUACUGGGUUUUCCUCUGGGCUCUCUUUUCCUCUCUCUUUCUGCAUGGUGCAGUGGGAUUGCUAAUGUUUGUGAUGCUCCAAAGGCACAAGCAAGGGAGAGUAAUAUCAGUGAUAGCCAUUGUCAUGGGAUUCCUGGCAUCCAUAACUGGAGGAAUGAUCACCAUAUUGAGCAAUGGGGAGAACUUGGCUCAAACUGAGAUUCCAGGUGCAGCAGUGGCUGGUGUAUACAGGGUAGCAGGGAAAACUAUGGCUCCGCUUGAGGCUUUGGUAUUUGGUGCUGGACAGACAGUUCUCACAGUUGUCAUCUCAUUCUCGAGGAUUCUAGCCACCCUAUGAGGGCAGGUUUCACUUAUGCUAAGCAGUACUGUUGUAGCUCCCAAUACGGGGGAUGUUUUGAAGGGGGAAAAAAACCAGUCGAAGACACCAGAAUUGAAUGCCAACCUACAAGGUCAGCAAGUUGUAUGAAAUAUCCAACCUUUGUGAUCUCCAGGCCAGUAGGGGAAGACCGUUUGCUGUUUGGAUCUCUGCAGUAUGGUGCCAUAUGUGCUUUUUUCCAGAAAUGUGGACAUGAAAGUGACUGGGGGAUCAGUGAAGGCUCACAAGCAAAACAUUUUAUACAGUCACGAUUAAUUAUUAAUGGUGGCAGAUGCACACAACUGUAAAUGCACUCUAAUACAAACUGCAGGGAGAGUGUCAGUGUUACAUGUGCCAAACUUGGAAGUUUUUAAACAUUAUUUUGAAAAUGUGAACUAUGAUAUCCAGGUUAAAAACUGGGCUGUGGGGAGAUGUUUACUGCUGUACAUAGGUAAGAUAUUUAUAAGAAUUGGACACCGGUGUUCUUGUUCAUCCUCUCUCCCACAAACCUGAGGAUAUUGUAUUUGUAUUGUAAUGAUAGAAAAGCCCCAUCAGGUGACUAGGCUUAAAUAGCACCAUUAGUGACAAGCAUUAGUGCGUUAAAAUUUUAAUCUUUUUGUAAUGACCAAUCUUGCUUUUGUUCAUCACCGCGGCUUCCUCAAACAGUGCAGAAUAUUCAGCUAUACUUUAUGGGAAUUAAUCACUAUACCAGUAAACAAAUCACCUUGACUGAUUCUUACUAUGGCUUCUUGAGCAUGUCACCUUUUUUUUGCCAAUAUGAUUGUGCACAAGCUAGCUUUCAGCAGCGUGCAUGCCAGCAGCAAAAAAAGACAAACCACUUAUUUACUCAGUUUACACUUCUUAAUAUACGUGGGAAAAUAUGGUUGAAUAUUUCUGAAUGACACUGUGAAAUUCAUACAUUUCUAUCAAUACCUACACCACCUGAGCCCUCACCAACUUCCUCACCCUUUUUUUUGCUUUGUGGAGUUUUUUUUUCCCCCUGUGGUUCAAAUGGCUGCACGGUGGUUUACAGGGUCUGCUUUCUCGGCAGAUCUGAGUUGCUGUGCUGUAGUUUACAGGGCUUGCCUUCCCAACAGAUUUCAGGUUUUGAUUUUGCAUGCACCACAAACUCUCUCACCUGUUAUAGCUGGAAAUAUUGGCUCUUAGUUAUGAAGUGGAAGUUGAAAACCUUGAUAUUGAAUACCCUUUGCAUACUUGAAGCAUGUCUGUUGUAUGAGUCCUUUUUUGUGGUUUUACAUUACUGUAGUAAAUUUAUGUGGCUGGAACUGCUCUGACACUGCUGUAACAGAGGUAGUUUUAGAGGUGAUAAAAUACUGUUAUGUUUGAUUGUAUGAGAUGGGUGUUACUGCUUAUUGAAUGUUUUGAUUUAUUUGUAACAUUGAAACUGGGACUGUAACCAAAGAUUUGUAAACCAGGUAUUGGGGUCUUGCCCAUUCUGCUGCUAAAUUGUCACUGUCUUUUUGUUUAACUUGAGUAAAUUUCUUUCUGUAAAUCAUUUUUAAACUUUGGUUAUCAACUUGAACACUUACAUUGCUGGAGACUCUGUGGGGUUCCGGAAACAUUAGGAUCCAAAUGUUCAGUUCCAGACCUAGUUUUAAUUUUGUUUUGCUAGCUAAAUAUAUUCAUGGUCAUGAAGA
Molecule: messenger RNA, 2790 nt
Organism: Stegostoma tigrinum
Lineage: Eukaryota; Metazoa; Chordata; Chondrichthyes; Orectolobiformes; Stegostomatidae
Gene: tmem170b
Product: transmembrane protein 170B
Exons: 5
Coding region: 626-1114 (162 amino acids)
Biological process (GO): negative regulation of canonical Wnt signaling pathway
Cellular component (GO): plasma membrane
Source: RefSeq, a predicted model, not a curated record